Humulus lupulus (European hop) is the source of this 1260-nucleotide messenger RNA. Its product is annotated as glycine-rich RNA-binding protein RZ1C. The transcript has 4 exons. Bases 189 to 1025 code for a protein of 278 amino acids. The record is from RefSeq and is a predicted model, not a curated record. Lineage: Eukaryota; Viridiplantae; Streptophyta; Magnoliopsida; Rosales; Cannabaceae. Gene Ontology annotation, molecular function: zinc ion binding; RNA binding.
UGAGGUCAAAAAUUGUCUAAUUGUUCAAAAAUAAAUUAAAUAUUAAAAAUAUAUAUUCUUUUUAUUUAGCCCCAGACUGAACCCCAGGUUUUUCCCUGAGCAGUUUGGUAAGGGUUUCGUUCAAAACCCUAGAACCUGCCCUUCUAGAGAAACUGAAGAAAAGUUAAGAGUGAGCGGAAGUGUUUAUAAUGGCUGCGAAGGAGGAUUACAGAAUAUUUGUGGGAGGUUUAUCAUGGAACGUUACCGAGCGUCAGCUUGAGAAUGCCUUCGAUCGUUUUGGCAAAGUUCUGGAAGCUCAGAUCAUGCUGGAAAGAGAUACUGGCCGUCCACGUGGAUUUGGGUUUAUUACAUUUGCAGACCGCCGAGGAAUGGAAGAUGCAAUUAGGGAGAUGCAUGGGCGGGAGUUUGGUGAUCGAGUCAUCUCUGUGAACAAGGCCCAACCAAAAAUGGGCGGUGAUGAUGAUUUGGACCAUGGUUUUCGGGGAGGCUACUCAGCUGGUGGCAGGAGAGGCUAUGGCGGAGGAGAUAGGACUGUAGGACAAGAUGAUUGCUUUAAGUGUGGGCGCCCAGGACAUUGGGCCCGAGAUUGCCCUUCUGCAGGUGGUGGUCGAGGUGGAGGUUCAUUCUCAUCACAUUCUAGGUUUGGAGGGGGUGGUGGGCGUGGCGAUCGUUUUGGAGGAGACCGUGAUCGAUAUGCGGAUGACCGUUAUGAUGCAGGCCGCUAUGGAGAGAGGGAUCGCUUUGACAGCAGGGACAGCAAAUAUGGGAGCCGUGAUCGCCAUACUAAUGAUAGGUACCAACCAGCUGACCGAUUCCCAAAUGACAGGUACACUGGUGGUGAUAGGUACCCUCAAAAUGGUUACGAUAAAGAUAGGAACUUUGACAGAGAGGGUGGUCCACGAGGCGGUGACAGGUAUGGUAGUGGUGGGGCAGCACGUAAUGAGGGAAGAAGUUAUCGGAGUAGGGCGGGUCCUUAUGACCGCACAAGUAGGGGGGGAAGACCAUCCUCAUUCGACCGCUAUUAGACUAGUUUCUUAUUUCAAAUUUGUAACUACAUGCUUUAUGAAGUUAGGUCUCUGUUUUAGUUGUCAGUAGGAUGUUGAAGUUGAAAUUGCAAUGUAGUUGAGGAUUAUCUUGAACCAGUGUUUCUAGCCUUCUUUUUUCCUAAUUACUGGUCAGUUUUCAUGCCAAAAUUUCAAAAUUAUUAACGUUGAUUAUUUUCAUUUGGAUAAUGAAGUGGUCCAUGAGUUUCAUAGGCUU